Molecule: messenger RNA, 2475 nt
Organism: Hippoglossus stenolepis (Pacific halibut)
Lineage: Eukaryota; Metazoa; Chordata; Actinopteri; Pleuronectiformes; Pleuronectidae
Product: DET1- and DDB1-associated protein 1
Exons: 5
Coding region: 331-639 (102 amino acids)
Biological process (GO): positive regulation of proteasomal ubiquitin-dependent protein catabolic process
Cellular component (GO): Cul4-RING E3 ubiquitin ligase complex
Source: RefSeq, a predicted model, not a curated record
CGCUCUCGGGGCGGUGCUGCGGAAGCUACCAUCAUGCUAGCUGCAAGAGUCCUGUGGAAGCCGCUCUGCUAAACUCAUGUCCUGACGUCCACUGUCUCGUCUUCCUCGUUGUCUUGUCCCUUAUUCUCACGGACACGUGGAUCUAGGAUGGAAACAACAACAACGUGUGCCUGAAGCUCGUCGUCUUUGUGCGCCAGGAGGAGCCGGCAGGACAGUCGGCUAAGGUGAGCUAGCCGCGAAGCUAGCGCGGCUAACCGUAACACACCGCCUCUGCCAUCACGACAACAGACACAGCCCACGAGUCGGUGGUUCGACGUUUCUGGAGACAUCAUGGAGAAGGCGGAUUUCUUGAAGGGACUUCCUGUCUACAAUAAGAGCAACUUCAGCAGAUUUCAUGCAGACUCUGUUUGUAAAGCAUCUAAUCGAAGGCCUUCUGUGUACCUGCCAACACGUGAAUACCCCUCUGAACAGAUUAUUGUAACAGAGAAAACCAACAUCCUCCUGCGUUACCUCCAUCAGCAGUGGGACAAAAAGAAUGCAGCAAAGAAAAGGGAACAGGAACAAGGUGAGGGGGACAGCCCGGCACCCCCAAGGAAGAUCGCCAGGACAGAUAGCCAAGAGAUGAAUGAGGACUCGUAAAUGUGCGCGUGUGUGUGUGUGUGUGUGUGUAUAUAUAUGUGUGAAUGGACGUGUGUGUUUGCGUGCACAGGGUAUAGCUAAUACAAACCAACAAAUUCAAAGGAUAAUCCGACCCGAAUACUAUGGCAGGAUGCCAGAAUCUCACACAAAGAAUUAGGGGAAUUCCUACCAACAAAGCAGCCUUUCCUGGUGUAAAGAUUUGAGUGCAUGAAAAGAUCGACAGAGCAAAACCAACAUCAGCGAGGGAUCCUUAUACGGGUGUUAAUUAAUGUUGGCUAUUCCCUGUGUGUGUGAGUAUAAAUGUAUAUGCUUGUAUGCAUGCUGAGCUGUGAUUGUGGGUUUCUUGUGCGUUGUACUGUGUGUGUGUGUGUGUGGGUGAGAGCUGAGUCAAUAGUUGAAAACGUGUCGGAGUAGAUUUAGGAUCAGCGAUGGACUUGACAGAUGAAACUAUACCCUAAAAAUCAGUCUCAUACAUGACUCGUGUAGCCUCCUGCCUCCUGGAGAGUCUGUACUGAUUAGUGCAACGAUAACAUUUUUUGUUACUGUUUUAAUUUUAUUAUGAUAACUUUUAUUUUUUACGUACGGCAACGAGCUUCCUGCCAGCCACAGUGCCCGCCCUCUCGGUUUCACUGCCCACUCUGCGACCACACGGGGGCAUUGCCACAUUUCUCCACACUGUCAGAAUCAACAGAACCAAGAACGCACUGUGAAGAACAGCACAAAGUAGAAGCAACUCUUUCCCUUAGAUGUGUGUUUAUGGUGAAUAUGCAUAUCGUCGUUCUAUCCUGGGACUUGUGCUCUGUAGGAAAAAUGUUGUGUUGUGGCUCUGAGAAAUAUUUUUUACAUCUAGCACCACCUUCUGGCCGGUCGAAGGUAGUAAGUAAGAAAGGCCUUGAGUUUCAGUUUUAGGAUGAAAAAGAUGGGAAAAGUUACAUCCAGAUAUGAAAGUGUUUAUCGUGUUGUUGGGUUUCCAGCUGCACCACUCGGCAACAGCACAGAUAGUGAAGAAGAAUAUGUAUAGUAAUGUAUGAAAAAUAAUACAUUGUGUGUAAAUAAUUACCAAUAACAGAUGGAAUAUCUUUGUGUCUGCAUUUUUUGUAAAAUAUUACACACCUGUGGAUACAAUAGAAAAUCACCCUUGUGAGUGUUGAGAGCCGGGCGGACGUGACCUCUUCUCGCAUGUUGAUGUUUUCAUGGCUGGGUUUCAUAUCCAUGGACCGGUAAUAAGAGUGAGGGGGUGCGGGGGUGCGGUGUUAUCUCACGUGACUGCAGGAGGUUUUAGCCUGGAGGCCUUACAACCUGUCAGCGCGGUUCAGACUCUCUGCUGGGGAUGGCUGUUCUGUUCGCCCCGUCAGUACGACAGCCCCGCAUGGUUUGAAUCUGAGAGCUGGCUUCGAUGAACACGAGGGUGGGGGGUUUGAAGGGGGGCGUUAUAAUUUCAGCCAUAGAAUGCACAAUAAGCAUGCACAGCCAAGUGCUGUCGCCAUCCUGCCUUGUUCCAGAGAUUCAGUUUUGCAUCAGUCUUACUGUACAUGACUUAAUGAAGCUUUUUUUCUUUUCUUUUUAAAAAUGUUUUCUUACCACCGCGCAUCAGUCACAUUAAAGCGUCCUGUCCUUUUAUUGGUUGAUGCUGCAGUGUGGGUCGACAGCGUGGACGGUCAUCUUCCUACCUGCAGUAUAAAUACACCAUCUGUUAUUGAAGCGAAGAACCAUGUUAUGCUUCUGCUCUGAUAGACUGUUCUACUACUCCACCCCAGGCCUUGCCCCCAUCUCAUGUGUGUUAGAUAAGAUGUGUUCUUUUUAGCUUUGCUGAAAUAAAACUGGAUUGAAACUGGG